Limanda limanda (common dab) is the source of this 2741-nucleotide messenger RNA. Its product is annotated as UDP-glucuronosyltransferase 2A2-like. Gene Ontology annotation, molecular function: UDP-glycosyltransferase activity. The transcript is spliced from 2 exons. Lineage: Eukaryota; Metazoa; Chordata; Actinopteri; Pleuronectiformes; Pleuronectidae. The record is from RefSeq and is a predicted model, not a curated record. The coding region runs from base 70 to 1650 and encodes 526 amino acids.
CCCCCCCCGACUCCAACAGUCUGUCGUCUGCCGUGAAGGAGCCCGGCUGCACAAACCACCGCUCUCAAGAUGUUCCAAACCAGCCUGGUGUCCCUCACAGUGCUGCUGUGCUCGGCCCUCUGGGUCGAUGGAGGGAAGGUCCUGGUGUUCCCCUUAGAUGGAAGCCACUGGAUCAACAUGAAGGUCAUCAUCGAGGAGCUUCACUCCAGAGGGCAUGAGGUCACAGUCCUGCGGCCCUUCAACACCUGGUACAUCAAGCAAGAGUCUCCCCACUACAAGUCCAUCACUAUCGAAACCUCAGCUGGUUUUGAUGAGGAAAACUUGGGCUCAUUAAUAUCCUCAAUGGUGAACAUGCGUCUGGAAGGUGGAUCACUUUGGAAAUACAUAUCUCUGCAGCACAAAAAAUUUAACGCGUUGUAUUUCAUACAUAAGCAUACACUUGAGAUGGUGGAGGAGAUGUUCCAGGACACCAAACUGAUGCAGAGCCUUCACGAUGCCAACUAUGAUUUGGUUCUGACAGAUCCUGCUGUUGGUGGAGGGGUGCUUCUGGGUCACCGCUUGGGUCUUCCACUUGUCUUCAAUGUGAGGUGGACCAUUCAGGGUGAGGGACAUCAGGCAAUAGCACCAUCCCCAGUCUCAUAUGUCCCGAUACAAGAGUCAGAGCUGACUGACAAGAUGACCUUCAACCAGAGGGUCAAGAACGUCUUCUUCUACUUAUUUACACGUUUUCAAGUUUGGUACACUGUGGAUUCAAACUACAAACCUUUUGUCCAGCGUCACUUCGGCAGUGACGUACAUUACAUGGAGCUGUUCCAAGCGGCAGAUAUCUGGCUGAUGAGGAACGAUUUUACCUUUGAGUUCCCAAGACCCACGAUGCCGAACAUCAUCUACAUGUCGGGGUUUCAGUGCAAACCCUCCAAGCCUCUGUCCAAGGAACUGGAGGAGUUUGUCCAGAGCUCUGGUGAACAUGGGGUCAUCGUGAUGACGUUGGGAACCCUGGUGGCAAACCUUCCAGAGGACGUCACUGACCACAUCGCAGCAGCUUUUGCCCAACUUCCUCAGAAGGUGAUCUGGAGGCACAAAGGAAGAAGGCCGUCCACUCUUGGGAACAACACCUUACUCUUAGACUGGCUGCCUCAGAACGACCUCCUGGGUCACCCCAAGACCAGACUGUUUGUGGCCCAUGGAGGAACCAAUGGAAUCCAGGAGGCCGUCUACCACGGCGUCCCCCUGGUGGGCCUGCCUCUACUGUUUGAUCAGCCUGACAACUUCUUCAAGAUGAAAGUAAGAGGUGUGGCCAAAGUCAUGGACAUUGCAACUGUGAACAGGGAGAACUUCUUGGAGGCGCUGGAGGAGGUUCUCCAUGAACCGAGCUACAGGGAGAACAUGAGGAAGCUGUCCAACCUGCAGAGAGAUCAGCCCAUCAAACCCAUGGACCGUGCCAUGUUCUGGAUCGAGUUCGUCAUGAGGCACAAGGGGGCGCCGCACCUCAGGACAGACUCUUAUAAGAUGUCCAUGGUCCAGUACUACUCCAUCGAUGUCAUUGCCUGUCUGCUGGCCGUUGGUUUGGCAGCAUUCACUCUCUUUAUUGCUGUCAUCAAGUUUUUGUGUUGCAGAGUGUUUUACAGAAGCAAAGUAAAACAUGAAUGAGUGUGCUGCAAUAUUUCACAAUUUUACAAUCUGAAUUUUGAUUCAUGAAAACGAUUCUAAAUCUUUCACUAGUCAACUGUGGCCACUGCCAACAGCCAACAGCUCCUUUACCUUUAUAUACUUAUUCAUUAUUAAUGUUUGAUUCAAAUAGAACUGUUCUGAUCAACGCGUUGGAUUCUCUAAGCAUUUAUAUAUAAGAGUCCACUGCGAGUGAGUAGCUGCCACUCAACACAAUCACGACUGGUUGUUGUCCUGGCUCCUAAACGCUGGAACGAGCUCCACAUGGACAUGAGGACAGAAAGUCCACACGUCGUCCUCCGCAGACUAAGGACACAUCUCUUCACUCUUUACCUUUGUUAAGAAGAUUAUGUCUAAUAACCAUCUUAAACUCUAGUGUUUAUAUAUAAAAAGCAAAAAAAUUCCUCCUGCAGAGAAAUUUAGAAUGUGUGCCUAGUCCUCGAGACAUUUAUAAAAGCUGCAGGUUUAUAACAUGAUCCAGGUUGGAGAGAGAGAGACCGUGGGUGAGAGAGAGAGACAGAUCCAAUCAGCCAGCAAUUCAACUAACUAAAAUUGUAACGAAUGCAAAGGCUAAAGAUGAAUCCGACUGUCCAUCGACUACAGACUGUCCACAGACUGUCCACAGACAGACUGUCCACAGACUGUCCACAGACUGUCCACAGACUGUCCACAGACUGUCUACAGACUGCCAUGUGGCGGCUCAGUACUCGUCCUCUGUACGUCUUCGCCUUCUGAGAACGUCCUGCUGCUUGAAUCGUAACAUCAAAGACAUCAAAGGAAUCUGUCCUGGCUGAACACGCUGGAGAAUAGAAAGCUACACUCUAGCAAAGCCCCUGAACAAUGUGCGAUUAUUCAUAAACUAUAAUUCCUAUUUGUGAAAUAAAAACACUGUGAGCAUCCCAAGACUUUGUCGAACAAAUAGAUAUAUUUUUUAAUGGUAAGAGUAAAACAAUUUGACAGUGGGAGUAAAUUUGAAAAGUUUGGCUUCUUCCAGAAAAUUCCUCUCAAAAUGAACAUUGGACCCAUAGGGGAAGAGACAGCUCUUUGCUCUUCUGCAGUCCCAGAACAACUUG